Verruconis gallopava is the source of this 1212-nucleotide messenger RNA. RefSeq lists its product as uncharacterized. The record is from RefSeq and is a predicted model, not a curated record. Bases 1 to 1068 code for a protein of 355 amino acids. NCBI's taxonomy places the organism in Eukaryota, Fungi, Ascomycota, Dothideomycetes, Venturiales, Sympoventuriaceae. The transcript has 2 exons.
AUGGCAGCGCUCUGGGGCUUGAUCUCUUCACGAAGGAAUACCAAAGCGAAUGCUUCGGCGCCAUCGCGGGACUCUAGUCAGCCUCAACAAAAGAAGAAUGUACGUGGGUUUCGUGAUUUGAACGAUGCAGAAUUAGGACAAGUUGCAAGCAUUCUCUGUCACCAACCCGCGCCAAAUACAAAGACGACCAAAUUACAGAUGCAAAACUACCAGCUGCUCGUCAGAAGUCAAAUCAAACAUCUACCAGCGCAUCUUCGAGCUCAAAACCUCCAAUCCCCUUUUCCAACGUGCAAGACGCACCAAGGGCUAAACUCCAGAAUCGCUCAAAGCAUUUUUGUGUGGAUCCAGGAAGAAGUCGAGAUCAACGUCCCAACUCUUCUGCGGAUCCUCGAAGGAACUUAUUGUGAUGGGGACAUUGUCAGGACAGGGCGUGAUGUCAAUCCGAGGUGGUCCUUCCAGAACGAUGGCUGUGCGUCAUGCAUGCUUGCGAGAGUUGGUGGAGAAGCCGAUAUUCUUCUCGCUCUGAAAGGUAGCAUGACGGCGACCACGUCGCCGACGGACGUUUCGAAGAGCAGGCGACAUCUGUACCUUGACGCGUUGAUCGCAAAAAAUUUCGACCCAAAGGUCUCGACGAUGAUUUUCCAAAGCGCCGAGAUCAUACGAUUGAAGGUGAAAGAACACACGUGCUUCUUGGGACGUUGGGAACCUGAAAACCAAGGAGAAAGACGCAGCAAAUUUUCGGGAGUGCAAACGACAAAGCAGGACGGUGACAGUCCAUCAGGCAUUGAGCACUCUCGUACUAGAAUAUCCGUCCCAUGCGCUGCGUCUUGUGAUCACUCAGACAACGACUCUUCCGAACAGUACACACCCAUCAUCGACAUAAUCGACGAAUAUCGGGAAACUCUUCGUAUCCGGGACACCAGCGAAACCAUUCAGCUUGCAAGGCGCGUGGAGGAUCUCGAAGAUUAUCCUUUUGUCAUUGAUCGGGGGGUCUCAAGCUCACCCCGCUCUGCUUUCGAUAGAGCAUCAAUGUCGACAAGUCCGGCUACUCCUCCAUUUGGCCAUUAAAAAUUGACAAGAUCGCACUUGAAGCAUUAAUACACCCCGAAAUGAUAAAGUUGCGUGGUACAAAGACCUGAGUUAUGUCGCAGAGCUAGGGCUGGAACAGUUUCUAAGCCCACUUGAUUAAAGACUAGGGCUAGCUUCGUCAAU